This is a messenger RNA of Cyprinodon variegatus (sheepshead minnow), 1656 nucleotides long. RefSeq names its product protein phosphatase 1, catalytic subunit, gamma isozyme (gene ppp1cc). Lineage: Eukaryota; Metazoa; Chordata; Actinopteri; Cyprinodontiformes; Cyprinodontidae. Gene Ontology annotation, cellular component: nucleus; cytoplasm. The transcript has 7 exons. The record is from RefSeq and is a predicted model, not a curated record. Gene Ontology annotation, molecular function: protein serine/threonine phosphatase activity. The coding region runs from base 323 to 1294 and encodes 323 amino acids.
GAAGAACACAGAAACCAUCGCUAGCUAACCGCUAGUCCGGUUGACGUUUAUUUUUUAUUCCCCUCUUUCUCAACCAAAAUUCAUGCUAGAUUUGAUUUUGUUGAUGGAAACGGGGAUGUAAAAGUAGCCUACAAUUUUUUACAUGUAAAAUUGCCAACGAGCUUAUACAUUUAGUCUCGGUUACAUUUUUUUUACGUUCUGACGGAAAAUAAACGGUGCUAAGCUAACAGGCUAUAGCUAAUGCUAGGAUAGCUAGCGGGCUAGCUUUCUCAAGUGUGCUAACACCAAGAUCUGACCGAUUAGACUUUAAUAGAUACAGAAAAUGGCUGAUGUUGACAAGCUCAACAUAGACAGUAUUAUUCAACGUCUUUUAGAAGUCCGUGGAGCAAAGCCGGGCAAGAAUGUUCAGCUGCAGGAGAAUGAGAUCCGUGGAUUAUGCCUGAAGUCCAGGGAGAUCUUCCUCAGUCAGCCCAUCCUGCUGGAGCUCGAGGCUCCGCUUAAAAUUUGUGGUGACAUUCAUGGGCAAUACUAUGAUCUCCUGAGGCUUUUUGAGUACGGGGGCUUCCCUCCAGAGAGCAACUACCUGUUCCUGGGUGACUAUGUUGACAGGGGGAAGCAGUCUCUUGAAACCAUCUGUCUUCUUCUGGCCUACAAAAUUAAAUAUCCAGAGAACUUCUUCCUACUGAGGGGAAACCAUGAAUGUGCAUCAAUCAACAGAAUAUAUGGUUUCUACGAUGAGUGUAAACGAAGGUACAACAUCAAGCUGUGGAAGACCUUUACAGAUUGUUUUAACUGCCUUCCUAUUGCUGCGAUUGUUGACGAGAAGAUCUUUUGCUGCCAUGGAGGGCUUUCACCCGACCUUCAGUCCAUGGAGCAGAUCAGGCGCAUCAUGCGUCCCACUGACGUACCCGACCAGGGCCUGCUGUGCGAUCUGCUGUGGUCUGACCCAGACAAGGAUGUAUUGGGCUGGGGUGAGAACGACAGGGGCGUCUCAUUUACCUUCGGCUCAGAGGUGGUAGCCAAGUUCCUGCACAAGCACGACCUGGAUCUGAUCUGCCGUGCCCAUCAGGUUGUUGAGGACGGCUACGAGUUUUUUGCAAAGCGGCAGCUCGUCACAUUGUUCUCAGCGCCCAAUUACUGUGGCGAGUUCGACAACGCUGGUGCCAUGAUGAGCGUUGAUGAGACUCUCAUGUGCUCAUUUCAGAUUUUAAAACCAGCUGAGAAGAAGAAGCCGAACGGGAGCCGCCCUGUCACUCCCCCCCGCAAUAUGGUCACCAAACAAGCCAAGAAGUGAGGGGCCGGGCUGGAGACCGAAUGGCCGGAGAUGCACUCUGUCUGCUUUCAUCCUCUGCGUUCAAAGGAUUGGUUAUUUUUCACGCUGCCAAUACCGAAAAGAUAUCCACUCCUACUUGAUGAAAGCAAAAAUAUUUUAUUGUUUGACCGUCCACAGGGGUAAAUUGAUAUGUCACCAUGGAAAACCUCAGGUGUUUUGCACUCCAUUUUGCAGCUAGUCUUUGCCACAUAUGACUGUUCAAUCAGGAAAAAUGUAAUAAUAAUAAUAAUACGGCUACUUAUGCACAGGAAUGCCUUGUUUAAAGCUGUGCACAAUUUUUCCAGUUAUAUUUCAUGUCUUUCGUCAUUUCAUUCACCUGUAAU